Messenger RNA from Phyllostomus hastatus (greater spear-nosed bat), 1930 nucleotides. It is a transcript of the gene ENPP7, whose product is annotated as ectonucleotide pyrophosphatase/phosphodiesterase 7. NCBI's taxonomy places the organism in Eukaryota, Metazoa, Chordata, Mammalia, Chiroptera, Phyllostomidae. The record is from RefSeq and is a predicted model, not a curated record. The transcript is spliced from 7 exons. The coding region runs from base 1 to 1410 and encodes 469 amino acids.
AUGAGACCCUCGGCCAUCCUCCUGGCUGUGGCUCUGGCCGCCGUCCUGGCUCCCGGGGCCGGGCUGCCCGUCGGCCAGCGGGGCCCCCGGAACAAGCUGCUCCUGGUGUCCUUCGACGGUUUCCGCUGGGACUACGACCAGGACGUGGAGACCCCCAACCUGGACGCCAUGGCGCUUGACGGCGUGAAAGCCCGCUACAUGACCCCCGCCUUCGUCACCAUGACCAGCCCCUGCCACUUCACCCUGGUCACCGGCAAGUACAUCGAGAACCACGGCGUGGUCCACAACAUGUUCUACAACACCACCAGCAAGGUCAAGCUGCCCUACCACGCCACGCUGGGCAUCCAGAGGUGGUGGGACAACGGCAGCGUGCCCAUCUGGAUCACGGCCCAGAGGCAGGGCCUGCGGACCGGCUCCUUCUUCUACCCCGGCGGGAACGUCACGUACCAGGGCACGGCCGUGACGCUGAGCCGGAAAGAGGGCAUCCUGCACAACUACAAGAACGAGACGGAGUGGAGGGCCAACGUCGACACGGUGAUGCGGUGGUUCACGGAGGAGGGCCUGGACCUGGUCACGCUCUACUUUGGGGAGCCGGACUCCACGGGCCACAGGUACGGCCCCGACUCCCAGCAGAGGAGGGACAUGGUGAAGCAGGUGGACAGGACCGUGGGCUACCUGCGCGACGGCAUCAGGCGCAGCGGCCUGGAGGACGGCCUCAACCUCAUCGUCACGUCCGACCACGGCAUGACCACCGUCCACAAGAAGGCCGGCGACCUGGUGGAGUUCCACAAGUUCCCCAACUUCACCUUCAAGGACAUCGAGUUCGAGCUGCUGGACUACGGCCCCAACGGGAUGCUGCUCCCCAAGGAGGGGCGGCUGGAGGCCGUCUACCAGGCCCUCAAGGACGCGCACCCCAGACUCCACGUCUACAAGAAGGAGUCCUUCCCCGAGUCCUUCCACUACGCCAACAACCCCAGGGUCACGCCCCUGGUCAUGUACAGCGACCCCGGCUACGUCAUCCAUGGGAGGCUGAACGUGCAGUUCAACAACGGGGAGCACGGCUUCGACAACCAGCACACGGACAUGAAGACCAUCUUCCGGGCCGUGGGCCCCAGCUUCCGCAAGGGCCUGGAGGUGGAGCCCUUCGAGAGCGUCCACGUGUACGAGCUGCUGUGCCGCCUGCUGGGCAUCGUGCCGGAGGCCAACGAUGGGGCCCUCAGCACCCUGCUGCCUAUGCUCACGCCCGAGGCCGGCGGCACCCCGUCACCCACACCCCACGCAGGAACUUCGGGAGUCCCCGGCACGCUCUCGACGCCUGUCACCAGCGCAGGAGGGAGACCAGGGCCCGCCCUCCUGCCCCUGACCACAGGGGUGCUGCUGGCUGCAGUGCUCCUGGCCAAGGCCGCGUAGUGCCCCCAGUGCGCAAGGCCCACCGGGAAGCGUCAGAAGCCGCCAGGGAGGCCCGGAGCCCGCCCUCCUGCUGCGAUGGACUGGACACCGCGGACCUGGUCUCCCGGCGGCCAGGGACCCCGCAGCCCCAGCCCAUGCCGGUCGUCACGGGGCCGGCGGUGUGCCCCUGCCCGAGUCUGGGCUCUGCAGACACACGGGCUGGCUGGGGGGCGGUGCACCUCCCCGCCCGCAUCCUUCUGGCCCUGCCCACCCCGCCCUCCCCCUCUGCCAGAGGGUUGGGUGCCGGUGCCCUGCCCUCCUGUCGGGGCCUCCAGUCUGGGAGGGGGGCCGGGGCGGGCAGGGCCGGCCUGUGCCCCUCGCGCUCUGGCCGGGAAGCACCCCGAGGGGAAUAAAGGACAAGUCUGGUGGUCAUGAGCCACCCUGGCCAGUGUGGGUGCCACUCUCUCUGACACCUGCCGCUUCCUCCCGUCCCACCCGGGGGCCCUGGUGUAUGAUAAGUUCCCAGUUGCUUGGAUCGAAA